Molecule: messenger RNA, 426 nt
Organism: Monoraphidium neglectum
Lineage: Eukaryota; Viridiplantae; Chlorophyta; Chlorophyceae; Sphaeropleales; Selenastraceae
Exons: 1
Coding region: 1-426 (141 amino acids)
Biological process (GO): transcription by RNA polymerase II
Cellular component (GO): RNA polymerase II, core complex
Molecular function (GO): DNA binding; protein dimerization activity
Source: RefSeq, a predicted model, not a curated record
AUGAACCAGCCGGACCGCUAUGAGCGGUUUGUGCUGCCUGAGCAUGCAAAAAAGCUCGAGUAUGUGGCCGACACGAAGCUGGAGAACGCGGGCACCUACACCGUGGAGCGCGAGGACCACACCCUCGGCAACCUGGUGCGCAUGCAGCUGCACCGCGACCCCGCCGUGCUCUUCUCCGGCUACCGCAUCCCGCACCCUCUGGAGCCGCGCAUGCUGAUCAAGGUGCAGACCAUCGGCGCGUCCGCCGGGGCGAAGCGCGAGGGCGAGAAGGGGCCGCAGGAGGCGUUCACCGAUGCGGUGAAGGCGCUGCAGGGGGAGUAUGCAGAGCUGAGGUCCAAGAUGGCGGACGCGCUUGCUGUCAAGGAGAUGGAGGGAGGCGGCGGAGGCGGCGGCAGCAGUGGCGGCGGUGGCGGCGGCGGAUACUGA